Cyphellophora attinorum is the source of this 1554-nucleotide messenger RNA. RefSeq names its product Dihydrolipoyl dehydrogenase, mitochondrial. The transcript has 3 exons. Bases 1 to 1554 code for a protein of 517 amino acids. Gene Ontology annotation, cellular component: oxoglutarate dehydrogenase complex; mitochondrion. The record is from RefSeq and is a predicted model, not a curated record. NCBI's taxonomy places the organism in Eukaryota, Fungi, Ascomycota, Eurotiomycetes, Chaetothyriales, Cyphellophoraceae. Gene Ontology annotation, molecular function: flavin adenine dinucleotide binding; dihydrolipoyl dehydrogenase (NADH) activity.
AUGUUCAAGUCCGCACUGCCUCGCGCAGGUCGAUCACUUCUUCCCACCCGAGCUGUUCCCCAGACUACUCCCUCAAAUCUACGAAACACACCACGGCUCCAAGUCUUCUCACAGUCACAGCUACAGCGGCGAGGAUACGCCACUGAAGCUCCAGAGUACGAUGUCUUGUUCAUAGGAGGUGGCGUCGCAGGCUAUGUCGGUGCCAUAAAGUCGGGACAGGAGGGUCUCAAGACAGCAUGUAUCGAAAAGCGCGGUGCACUGGGCGGCACAUGUCUCAACGUCGGCUGUAUACCUUCGAAAUCGCUCCUCAACAAUUCCCACCUGUACCAUCAAAUAUUACACGACACAAAGAAGCGCGGCAUCGAGGUCGGCGAUGUCAAGCUCAACCUACAACAGAUGAUGAAGGCUAAAGACGAGUCAGUCGCCGGCCUCACAAAGGGCGUCGAGUUCCUCUUCAAGAAGAACAAGGUCGACUACAUCAAAGGCACAGGCUCGUUCGUUGACGAGCACACCGUAGCAGUCAACCUGGUCGACGGCGGAGAGCAGCAUGUCCGCGCAAAGAACAUCAUCAUCGCCACCGGCUCAGAAUCAACACCAUUCCCCGGACUCGAAAUCGACGAGAAGAAAGUCAUCACCUCAACCGGCGCCAUCGCCCUAACAGAAGUCCCCAAGAAAAUGACCGUCAUCGGCGGCGGCAUCAUCGGUCUUGAGAUGGCCUCAGUCUGGUCCCGCCUUGGCUCCGAAGUCACCGUCGUCGAAUUCCUUGGCCAAAUCGGCGGCCCCGGCAUGGAUGCAGAAAUCGCCAAACAAUCGCAAAAGAUUCUCUCCAAACAAGGCAUGAAGUUCAAACUCAACACCAAAGUCACCGCCGGCGACGCCUCCGGCAACGGCGUCAAGCUCUCCGUUGAAGCAGCCAAAGGCGGCAAAGAAGAAACCCUCGAAUCCGAUGUUGUCCUCGUCGCAAUCGGCCGCCGCCCCUACACCGAAGGUCUCGGCCUGGAAAACGUCGGAAUCGAACUCGACGAGCGCAAACGCCUGAUCAUCGACCAGGAAUACCGCACAAAAAUCCCCCACAUCCGCGUGAUCGGCGACUGCACGUUCGGGCCCAUGCUAGCACACAAGGCGGAAGAAGAGGCCGUCGCGGCCGUGGAAUACAUCUCCAAGGGCCACGGCCACGUCAACUACGCCGCCAUCCCCUCCGUCAUGUACACCCACCCCGAAGUUGCGUGGGUCGGGCAAAAUGAAGCCGAACUGAAAGCACAGAAAAUCAACUACAAAAUCGGCACAUUCCCCUUCACAGCCAAUUCGCGCGCAAAGACGAAUCUUGAGACCGACGGCAUGGUGAAGUUCUUGAGCGACGCAGAGACAGAUCGGAUCCUGGGCGUGCACAUCAUCGGUGCAAACGCGGGCGAGAUGAUUGCGGAGGGCACGUUGGCGGUUGAGUAUGGAGCGAGCAGUGAGGAUGUGGCGCGGACGUGCCAUGCGCAUCCGACGCUGGCGGAGGCGUUCAAGGAGGCCGCGAUGGCGACUUAUAGCUCGGCUAUUCACUUUUAG